Messenger RNA from Phragmites australis (common reed), 1673 nucleotides. Its product is annotated as patellin-6-like. The transcript has 4 exons. The record is from RefSeq and is a predicted model, not a curated record. The coding region runs from base 154 to 1428 and encodes 424 amino acids. Gene Ontology annotation, molecular function: lipid binding. NCBI's taxonomy places the organism in Eukaryota, Viridiplantae, Streptophyta, Magnoliopsida, Poales, Poaceae.
UUAAAACCGGCGGGGCGGGAGAGCGCGCCAUCAGCCAGCUCCUCUCCUCCUGCCCCCUCCCUCCCUCCAUCUCUCCUCCCCCACUGCCUUCCGCAAACACCUUGUCACCUUCCCCUUCCAAAAGCAGGAGUAAGGAGAGCACACGCCACCGCCAUGUCCCCUACCACCACCCCGUCCCCCGCGCCACCCAAGGGCGCCAAGCGCAGCCUCAUGUCCUCGCUCAUGGAAGCCACCGCGCUGCUCCGGACCUCCUCCUUCAAGGAGGACUCCUACGUCGCCGCCGCACUGCCGUCCUCCGAGCUCCGCGCGCUCGCCGACCUCAAGGCGCUGCUCGCCACCCACCCGGACCCCAUCUCCAUCUGGGGCGUCCCCCUCAACGCCCCUUCCUCCCCUCCCACCGCCGCGACCGACGGCGCCGCGGCGGUCCCGGACGAGCGCGCGGACGUGGUGCUCCUCAAGUUCCUCCGCGCGCGCGACUUCCGCGUCCGCGACGCACACGCCAUGCUGCUCCGCUGCGCCGCCUGGCGGGCCGAGUUCGGCGCCGACGCGGUGCUCGACGAGGACCUGGGCUUCAAGGACCUCGAGGGCGUCGUCGCCUACAUGCACGGCUGGGACCGCGAGGGCCACCCCGUCUGCUACAACGCCUACGGGGUCUUCAAAGACAGGGACAUGUACGACCGGGCCUUCGGAGACGGCGACCGCCUCGCGCGCUUCCUCCGCUGGCGCGUCCAGGUCAUGGAGCGCGGCGUGCGAGCGCUCAGCCUCAGGCCCGGGGGCGUCAACGCCAUCAUACAGGUCACCGACCUCAAGGACAUGCCCAAGCGCGAGCUCCGCGCCGCCUCCAAUCAGAUCCUCUCGCUCUUCCAGGACAACUACCCAGAGAUGGUCGCGCGCAAGGUGUUCAUCAACGUGCCGUGGUACUUCUCGGUUCUCUUCUCCAUGAUCUCGCCGUUCCUCACGGAGCGCACCAAGAGCAAGUUCGUCAUCGCGCGCGAGGGCAACGUCGCCGAGACGCUCUACAAGUUCAUCCGGCCGGAGCUGGUGCCGGUGCAGUACGGCGGCCUCAGCCGCGCUGGCGACCUCGAGAACGGACCGCCAAAGCCGGCGUCCGAGUUCACCAUCAAGGGCGGCGAGAAGGUGUUCCUAGAGAUCGACGGCAUCGAGGCAGCUGCGACAAUAACGUGGGACCUGGUCGUCGGUGGCUGGGACCUCGAGUACGGCGCGGAGUACGUCCCGGCGGCGGAGGACAGCUACACGCUGUGCGUGGAGAAGACGAGGAUGGUCCCGGCCACCGCCGACGAGCCCGUCCACAACGCAUUCACGGCGAGGGAGGCCGGCAAGAUGGUGCUGUCCAUCGACAACUCCGGCUCCCGGAAGCGGAAGGUCGCCGCGUACCGGUACUUCGUGCGCAAGCCGUCAGUGCAGUGACAUACAGUCCGCGGCGGCCGGCGGCUUGCCGGCCGGCGGUGGCGGCAGGAGUUCUUUAUGGAACGGACGGCGAACUGCUUGCUUGGUCUUGUUGUGGCCACGGAGGGGAGAGGCUAAUUUAGGUCUAUUUAAUUAUUAGUGCUAUAAUUAUAUGCAUGUAUUAUGCCAUAUGUAGAAUAUAAUGUAAGAGCUGUUGGACGUUUGUCAUCAUCAUCAUCUCUAUAAAGCUAUUGAGUUGAGUUUUU